AUGGAACCUCCGCCAGGCAUCAUUUUCACACAUGAGCUCGAAUGGGUGUGCAAAGAACCAGCUUUGGUGAUCUGGAAAGACCCCGACCGAUCAGAAAUCUCCUCGCUUGGACUACCAUGUCCUACCGGAAAGCCUACGUUGUUGACUAUUUGGAUUGGCAAGAAUGCUGCUAAAGAAACAUACUUGAUGUUGCAUUUGCGCAUCACUAUUCGAGUCUCGAAACGUCGAAAGAUUCUUGACCAUUAUCUGCUUCCUUCUCCGGGCUCUCGUGUGACCACAAGCACUUCGGUUGUCCACCUGAAAGAUGCUUCGGAGGAUGUUAGGCAGUGUUUGGAAGAAGCGUAUGGCAAAUUUUCUACACAAAAAUGUCUUCGUAUUCCGUUCGUUCAGCCCGAACCCGGUCGUGUUUUGAUGCCAGUCUCUCCGGAGAAGGCACCGUGUCUAGGAGGCACCGCUUUGCAUUUGAUGACCCUGCUUCAUUCGCUGUCCCGCGCCAAUAGUUUUGAAGUAUUCGUUGGGCACAGCACUUAUGCUCAACACGCUCUGGCGAACAUUGAAGGGAUGUUGGCGGGUAGCACGAACGUCGACUUGUCGCAAUCCUAUGGAGAAAAGGGAGGUGUCUUUGACGAUUGGCGACGGAUUGAUUUUGAGCAAUCGGGCUGUUCGGAAGCUCAGGACCCAUCCUUGGGGCACAAACGCGCAGAGGCCAAUUGCGUCAAAGUCGACACUUCCUCACAUGGAGCUUGUUCACUCAACGAUCAGUCCAUACGAGAACAGCCAGCAUGUUCACCGCCGCGUUAUUCUCUACCACAGAACGCUGAGUUGCCCACGACUCCCAAGACUCGUGUCGUGAAUGAGAAUUUGGAUCUGAUAAAUGAAGCGAUUUGCCUCAAGCGAUCUUAUGGUAAGUCGCUUCUCUCUUCCAUUGCUCACGAAGACGACUUCCCACCAACAAAAUCUGCGAGAUCACAGCAAAUUUCUUGUUCGCCAAAUUUCAACGAUACUUCUUACGUCACGCAUGAUAUUGAGAAAUUGUCUUCACCGGAACAGACAGGCUAUUCGCCUACCAUAGCCAAUACACCAAGCACUGUACAAGACACACAUCCGCUUUCUGCUGGACACUUCACACUGAAUGAUACCAAGACGAUCCAAAUCGAAGCAGAUGACUCGUUUGCUGGUCACUUACUAAGUGCCAGACGAAAUACGUCUCCCUCCACUGUCUCAACUCCAGGCCGUUCUGAUACGCUCAGUAUCAAGCCUACGAUCUUCACAAAUAGGGACGCGCCUCCUAAGUAUACGACCAACACGGAGGGAAUGUCUUUACAAAAUCAAACCUCAGCAAAAGUUGCGAGUAGCUUCAUGUCAAGUUCUGCAUCUCUGGACAUGAUAUCACCGAACAAGUCAACCAUGCGCUCAUUGAGCAAGGAACUACACACCCUUGUCUCUGCAAAAGUGCCGCUGCUUACUGAGCAAGCAUUGCAACGCCUCAUCAACGAUCUGCUAGAAACACUGGACUACAGCCAAAAAGCCGCAGAACUUGGACUCCAAGAGACAUUAGAUGAUCUCAAGGUUGAACUACAACUUGAAAAAGACAAAAGCAUUGAGGACAUUGACGACCAUGCGGAACACACUCUCACCGAUGUCAAAUGUCAGAUGGAGGAUCUGGCAAGUGGCCAUCUUGUGUCUUUUGAAGAUGUGUUGCAGCGGACUGGAGAGCAAUGGAAGCAAACGCUCAAGGCAUUCUUGAUUGUUCUUGCCAAAGCGGUUGCUACGGGCAAACUUGACGAUGAUGACCAAGCAGCCAGCACCAACGACAUCAACACGACCCGACCUCGAGAUCAACUUUUAUCGGCGGCGCCUGAUUUGCAAAAACCUAAUGUCGUCUCGUCUGGCAUGGCAGACUCGCCAGCAGUGGCUGCCACAAAGCUCUUCUUACUUGAAUUUGGAGAUCUUUGUAUGAGUGCGAAGGUGAAAGUGCUUGACAGACUUGCGAGUCAGAAUACAGCAGAAAUCUUCUUGACGGUGGAUAAAGAGCUUCGUGAGGCUUGGGUUACUUCUUGGACUGGCCAACUCCUAUCCUGA
Molecule: messenger RNA, 2082 nt
Organism: Aureobasidium melanogenum CBS 110374
Lineage: Eukaryota; Fungi; Ascomycota; Dothideomycetes; Dothideales; Saccotheciaceae
Exons: 2
Coding region: 1-2082 (693 amino acids)
Source: RefSeq, a predicted model, not a curated record